Talaromyces amestolkiae is the source of this 555-nucleotide messenger RNA. RefSeq lists its product as uncharacterized. Lineage: Eukaryota; Fungi; Ascomycota; Eurotiomycetes; Eurotiales; Trichocomaceae. The coding region runs from base 1 to 555 and encodes 184 amino acids. The record is from RefSeq and is a predicted model, not a curated record. The transcript is spliced from 2 exons.
AUGGUGAGGAACGAACAAAUCCCAGUGGAUCAGGCCUUUUAUUAUGAACGGUUUUCGCAGAGUGAUACGGAAUCUCGUGCAUCGACUGUUCCCCUAGAGGAAACUUCGUCCUGCGUGAACGGGAACACCAUCGUUCAGCCAGAUUUCCGUGAGAACAAUCCAGGGAUGCGCGUAUCUUCGUGUUCACUCCGUGAAGUUACCAAGCAUGACUAUGCUGACCAAGCUUACAAAGAAGUGAUGGAUGCUGCUGCUGCCACUGUCAGUCCAAGCGAGUCGAGGAGAAGAAAGACUGGAAUAGGCAAAAGGACAAGAGAACUCACAGAUUUGGACUUUAUGCUCUGCAAGGAUGAAUUCUCCCAAGAGGUUCGACGUCAUGGUCAAGCAUGGACAGAUGAAAUCCGAAAACUUCGAGAAGAGCUCGAGAUUUUACAGGACCGGAACCACCGUCUCCAAGAGGAGAUCACAAUCGCAAACGCCGAGAAAGACCGUCUCCGAGCGGAGCUCAUCUUGUCAAAUCGUGAGAGGGAUUGUCUCCGAGAGGAGUCCGCAAUGUAG